CAAAUCAGGUGCAUAUAGAAUUUAAGGUCAGGAUAUUCAAGCAAUCACAACCAGUGAUAUUACACCAGCAUUUACAAAAUUUCUGUUUGUCUGUUCAGACAUGAUAACUUUUCUGCCCAUCAUUUUUUCCAUUCUAAUAGUGGUUACAUUUGUGAUUGGAAAUUUUGCUAAUGGCUUCAUAGCAUUGGCAAAUUCCAUUGAGUGGUUCAAGAGACAAAAGAUCUCUUUUGCUGACCAAAUUCUCACUGCUCUGGCAGUCUCCAGAGUUGGUUUACUCUGGGUAUUAUUAUUAAAUUGGUAUGCAACUGAGUUGAAUCCAGCUUUUUACAGUAUAGAAGUAAGAAUUACUGCUUAUAAUGUCUGGGCAGUAAUCAGCCAUUUCAGCAACUGGCUUGCUACUAGCCUCAGCAUAUUUUAUUUGCUCAAGAUUGCCAAUUUCUCCAACCUUAUUUUUCUUCGCUUAAAGAGGAGAGUUAAGAGUGUUGUUCUGGUGAUACUAUUGGGGCCUUUGCUAUUUUUGGUUUGUCAUCUUUUUGUGAUAAACAUGAAUCAGAUUAUAUGGACAAAAGAAUAUGAAGGAAACAUGACUUGGAAGAUCAAAUUGAGGAGUGCAAUGUACCUUUCAGAUACAACGGUAACCAUCCUAGCAAACUUAGUUCCCUUCACUCUGACUCUGAUAUCUUUUCUGCUGUUAAUCUGUUCUCUGUGUAAACAUCUCAAGAAGAUGCAGCUCCAUGGCAAAGGAUCUCAAGAUCCCAGCAUGAAGGUCCACAUAAAAGCUUUGCAAACUGUGACCUCCUUCCUCUUGUUAUGUGCCAUUUACUUUCUGUCCGUAAUCAUGUCAGUUUGGAGUUUUGAGAGUCUGGAAAACAAACCUGUCUUCAUGUUCUGUGAAGCUAUUACAUUCAGCUAUCCUUCAACCCACCCAUUCAUCCUGAUUUGGGGAAACAAGAAGCUAAAGCAGACUUUUCUUUCAGUUUUGUGGCAUGUGAGGUACUGGGUGAAAGGAGAGAAGCCUUCAUCUUCAUAGAUUCACAAGAGCGGCAUUGUGUAUCUUCUAGCAGAAAACAAACUGGUGUUAUAUGAAACAUUUUA
Messenger RNA from Gorilla gorilla gorilla (western lowland gorilla), 1095 nucleotides. RefSeq names its product taste receptor type 2 member 46. Gene Ontology annotation, cellular component: membrane. Gene Ontology annotation, molecular function: bitter taste receptor activity; G protein-coupled receptor activity. The transcript has a single exon. Lineage: Eukaryota; Metazoa; Chordata; Mammalia; Primates; Hominidae. The record is from RefSeq and is a predicted model, not a curated record. Bases 101 to 1030 code for a protein of 309 amino acids. Gene Ontology annotation, biological process: G protein-coupled receptor signaling pathway; sensory perception of taste; detection of chemical stimulus involved in sensory perception of bitter taste.